Messenger RNA from Penicillium macrosclerotiorum, 309 nucleotides. RefSeq lists its product as uncharacterized. The transcript has a single exon. The record is from RefSeq and is a predicted model, not a curated record. The coding region runs from base 1 to 309 and encodes 102 amino acids. NCBI's taxonomy places the organism in Eukaryota, Fungi, Ascomycota, Eurotiomycetes, Eurotiales, Aspergillaceae.
AUGGAUUCCAUCGAAGGGCGUUUCACCAUUAUGGUCAACGGCCUCGCGGUAACGACCGCCGAGGACAAUGCAGAUCCCAAAGUGCAUGCGGCUGUCGGUCGUGACCCGGCCAUUUUCACCCUGACCAGAGGCCGUCUCGAAUCCGGAGAUUGGAUACUGGGGCGGUCGUUGAUCGAAGAUCGCAGUCUUCUGCCGAAAGGGAUUUACUGGUUCAAAAAAACCUCAACAGACGUUGAGUUGGUCCAACAGAGUACCGCUAUUCCUGAAGCCGGCUCCUAUAAACUGAUGUUCGCUGGUAAAAGACGGUAA